Molecule: messenger RNA, 907 nt
Organism: Brachypodium distachyon (stiff brome)
Lineage: Eukaryota; Viridiplantae; Streptophyta; Magnoliopsida; Poales; Poaceae
Exons: 4
Coding region: 189-671 (160 amino acids)
Source: RefSeq, a predicted model, not a curated record
GUGCACGCCACCGUCGCCAUAAUAGCACGGCUGCACGGCGCUUUCAUCCUCCACCACUGCACGUGCUCAAAUAAUACCAGGGACAACGAGCUAGCGCGGCUCAAACAAUCCGUACCGGUGAAGCAGCAGCGUCGGUGAGCUGGGCUGUGCCUGCAGCCUGCGCGCGGUACGCGGGGAGAGCGAUCGAGAUGUCGAGGCCGAGCAGGAGCGACGCGCACCUGUCCCCCGUGGACGAGGCGACGAGGGUGGCCGAGGUGCGGGAGUACUACGACGACGCGGCGCCCAAGCGCCACACCAAACCUUCCCGCAGCGAGCACUCCGCCGUCUACGCCGACGCGCUCGCCGACGACUCCCACCCGGAGCUCGACAAGCUCCAGCAGCUCGAAGCCCACACCGGGAAAUUGGUUUGCGAGGGCGGCAAGGCGGGAGAGGAGUUCGUGGAGACGGAGUACUACAGGGAUCUCGGCUGCGUCGGCAAGCAGCACCACACGACUGGGACUGGUUUCAUCAAGAUGGACAAGCCUACUGGCGCCUCGUUUGAGCUCUCCGACGACCCGGAUGCAACCGAGCGCCACGCCUCUUGCAAAGGAAAUCCUGCCACAAACGAGUGGAUCCCUUCAGCUGACACGGUGUAUCUGGCGUCAGACAAGCCCAGCAGAAGCGACAGCUGAGAACUGAUCUGAAACAUCCGAUGUGUAUGACUAUGCUUUCUACCAGCAAAGAUGAAACCACUAUGGUUAAAUUGGGUAUUCACAAAUUAAGGACGCAUAUGUGUGUCUUUGCAAUUCGAUUAUUCGUUAUUGAGAUUCUUGUGAGGUUUGUAUUUCUAAGACUUGUGCAUCGCUUUGGAAGCCUGUGUUCUACAAAUGAGUACUGGAAAUAAAGCAGAGAAGCUGCCUUUACAUUA